Molecule: messenger RNA, 1614 nt
Organism: Pelobates fuscus (common spadefoot toad)
Lineage: Eukaryota; Metazoa; Chordata; Amphibia; Anura; Pelobatidae
Exons: 10
Coding region: 54-1157 (367 amino acids)
Biological process (GO): mitotic cell cycle checkpoint signaling
Cellular component (GO): kinetochore
Source: RefSeq, a predicted model, not a curated record
AGGCGCUUCAUACUGACGUCACGAGGCGCGCGGAAGUUUCAAAUCUCGGGAACAUGGAGAACUCGGCCAGCCGGCUGUUGGACUCUGUAAUAAGGGCUUCAUGUUUGGACCAGAAUCACAGUGAAGAUGGUGAAAUCUCAACUAAAGUGUUAGUGGAUUAUUCAAUGGAACGGCGCCGCAAGCAGAAAAUGCUGUGCAGCCAGCUCCAAGUACUGCGUUUCCUUCUGGAGUUUUUGGAGAAAGCGGAUACCGCGAACUGGGAGGAAACGAGCCCCGAGAUACUGAACCGUGAGGUGAAAGAGGUAAAACAGAGUUGGAAGUUGCUGAAGGCAGAGUACCAUGAGAAAGUAAAGGACAUUAAGGAAUUACUCCCCGAACUCCUCCAGAAACAACAUCGUCUGCGCCAGGGCAAAGAGCGCCUGGAGUGUGCGCUCCAACAGUACCGGCAGCAGAGGGAAAUGGCAGAAGCUAUGCUGAAACAACAGACAGAGAAGGAACUGCAGAUUUUACAGGAUCAUGUGGUGAAAAAGGGGAAAUGUUUAGAUCUGUGCCAGACUCGUAUCCACGACCUGGAGAAAGAGAUCCGAAGACUUGAGGAGUUUGUAGACACCUGGAUCCAAGCUGUGCUUUGGGACUCCACAUUCUGCAGCCUCCUCCGGACCCUGCAGGGCGUGUGCUUGGUGUCUGUUGGGGAGAGUGAAUUGAUUUUAGACCUCGUUGUGGAUCAAAUGCCAGAAACUCCUACCAUGCGGCUGAACAUGUGCUGGACGUCACAGGGUUCCUUGCAUGUGAAGACUGACGAAUCGGUGCCUGUCCCACCCCAGGAACUGCUGACUGACUCUGAGUCCUACCUGCUCUAUGUGAUCCUGGAGGUGCAGUGCUGGUACCACAGCCAGGCACGGGUCCUAAGGGAGCUUGGUGCGUUACCAAAGAGAUUUGCAAUUGACUGGAACCCUGCAGAGCGAACCCUGGGGUUUCUGAAGGGGGACACUCGCUACAUGCUACUUAUUGAUCCUGGUUAUCCAGUCAGCGGGGGUGUACAGCUGUGCGUCUUAAAGGAGAAUCAACAAGAAUCCAUUCCGGACACCUUCAAGCCCCCCGUAAAGAAUCCUUCAUUGACAGACUGGCUGGAAUAUCUGCAGAACGCCAUCAUGUAAACGUAGAAUUUCCUCCCAGGCUGUAAUAGAGAAUAUUCAUUCUGCCAGUCAGAUUGUCAACAUGUGCGUAUAGGAAAAGCUAGCCUUUAGACACUUUUUUGGCAUCAAGUAUGAAUCCUGGAGGAUGCAUCCUCUUCUGUGACAAUACGGCAGAUUCCCGAGGCUUCACAGGACGGUGUCAAAGUCUGCCCCAGGAAGUGCUGCAGAGAUUAGUGUCUGGUGCCCCUCCCCUGCAGUACUCCACACCCAGUGAAGGCAGUAUUAACUGGGGCAAGGGACAGUCACUGCCCUUCAUGUUGCUUCAUCCUGUUUAUAGCCAGUAUUUCUUAUCAUCUUCGUCUCUUUUCACAAUCUUUCUCCUGGCUGCGGAUCGUGAUCGGUCAGGCUGUAUUCAUACAUUUGUGAUGGUUACUACUACUUUGACAAAUAUAAUAAAUGUUGAUUUAAGAAAAAAAUA